Diachasmimorpha longicaudata is the source of this 2885-nucleotide messenger RNA. Its product is annotated as ly6/PLAUR domain-containing protein 6B-like. Gene Ontology annotation, molecular function: acetylcholine receptor regulator activity. Lineage: Eukaryota; Metazoa; Arthropoda; Insecta; Hymenoptera; Braconidae. The transcript has 11 exons. The record is from RefSeq and is a predicted model, not a curated record. The coding region runs from base 1571 to 2143 and encodes 190 amino acids.
AAUUCCAGUUCCUCCUCUGCAUCGAAAAAAAAACUCAUUAAUUUUUUAAAAUUUUCGUCGUUUGCACGGAAAAAUCUCCGGAGUGACGACGAUUUAUUGUCCAGGAUCGUCCGGCAUUCGCGAUGAGCAUGAGAAUCCAUCGACACGUGCCAAAUGCAUUCACGAAUCGUCGACAUACACGCCAUUUGCAUUUUGAGAUUAUUCCAAAUUUUUUUCACGAUUUCACCGACGUUUUUUUAUUUUCACAUUCGUUCCCUCGUUCCUGGGAGAUUCUACCGAACAUUUGAUACUUCACUGGGAUAUAACAACACAAAAUCGGGCUGUACGUGACCUCAACAUCUCCUGUUUACACCUCGAGUGGCCUCUGUGUCUCCCCGUCCCCCCCUUCGACCCCUCCCGGCGUCAGUCAUUCGCGCGGUUUCUCGCCCGCAGGACCACUCUAACCUCUCAAUUACCAAAGCAGUGAUGUAAAAUGUCUCCCCACGCCUAAAUAACCGAUAAACACUGGCACUUCUCACAAUUUCAUUCGGACGUGUGUAAAACAUUCAUCAAGAUGAAAGCAGACCUCUUGACUUGUUUAUUACGACAGUGGUGAUCAUGAAGGGAUCGAUUGUUUAACGUUGUCUAGUGUCCACACUCAUGGGUUAUCGAGGGACAAUGGACUCACCUCAAAGCACCAGAAAAGAGAAGUGAAAGAGAGAAAAGAACAGUACUGCGAAUAAAAAAGAAGGGAAAUGGGGGAAAAAAGAGGUUAAGAGUGCAUUACCACUGGGAUGUACACUGGAUCGACUUGGAGACGAUUAAUUAGUUUUUAUUGGGCCUCACAGUGUGCGGCAAUCAGUGGGCCUUGUUGUAAAACGCUGGUGGAGUUGGUGGGUGAGGGCGGGGGGAAUAAAUAAAUAAAUUUCAACGGUGGACCGAAAAUCCGGAGAAAACGAUGAAGAGAUAUAUCCUGGUGUGGGGGCUAACGAGGUCGAAUUCUAAUUAAUUCAUGGGAGGAGUUUAUUUUUCUGACGAUCCGUCAAUAUGCAAACGAGGGAAUUGUAGAAUGGCUCUGGCUCCCCUUGUGACUCCUUUCUUCUACCAACACGUCCUCGAGAUGAUGCCCACGAGGUUGUUGUCCCUCGACUGCUACAGGUGACGAGCCCACUUCUCUGGAAGCCCCUGAUGACACCACCUGACACCCACACUAGCCAACAAAACUCACUUCUCCCUUCCCCUCUACCAGCAACAUAUUCACGAUCACAUCUACUCCACGGGAGGUCACACACUCCCUAACACCCUGAGAAUCAGCUUCAUUCUCAUCAUCUCAAGGAGCUAAACGAGACAGCCCUAAAAUGCAGAACCUCUUAAGGAGAAUAAUGGGAGCAAUUGAAAUUGGGACUCCAGGUAUAUCUACCGGAAGAGGCCAAACCGGGAAAAAGCUGAGGGGGGGGGAGUGUGAGUUUUAUUUGGACGGAGAGUUCAAGGAUUCUGGAGCACAAGCACUGGACCAUGAGAAGAUAGUGAGCUUUUCGAGGACAAAUGUACACGUCGGUACAGCGUUUGGGAUAUUCCAAAGAUGUGAGGAAUGAUCACGUGGGUUAUGGUAGGGCUGCUCCUAGCUGCGGAAACUACAUGCGGCAGGAAUCUCGUAUCGGAAAACGAGGUUGGCAAGGACGAGUUGAAAACGAAGCAAAAUGGACUGAAGAGGCCAGCGGACGAGGAAGACACAUAUCGUCUAACGUGCUACACUUGCGUCAACGUCAGCGAUAACCAGAUGUGCAAUAAAUGGGCUAUAGACACACCUUGUCCAACUGGUGGUCGGGAUUUCUGUCGAUCGCUGCAUAUUCUUGACAGUCGUGGCAACAGUGUCUUGGUCAGUAAGAGUUGUGCCAGCAGUGCCGAGUGCGGUCCAGCAUCCGUCGGUUGUGUGCCUGUGGACACCCAGAGAAUUUGCAUAAGCUGCUGUGACAUGAGUUACUGCAAUGUUGAGUCACCCACGAACUCCACAAAUGCAAUAUACACACGCAAGAGACGUGGUAAAUCCAAAGGUAAAAGAAAGAAACCGGGGAGAAAUGAUUCUGGGACAGCUAUUCGUCGCAUCUCCAAUCUCAGUCUGACGACACUCGUGGCCUCACUCCUGUAUGCAUAUCAUUGUUGAGGGAAGACGAGAAGGAAAUAUGAAUUCCCCGAAACUAAAAACUAAUUAAUUAAUUGAUAAACUAGCACAAAAUAAAAGUGAUGAAUUCAAAUUUAAAAAAUGAGGAAUUGUUCCAUCUCUUCUUGAUUAUUAAUCAAUUUUAGCUCAUACCUUGUUGAAAGCAAUUAAUUUUUCAAUUGACGAAUUGAUCAUUUAUUUUGCUAAUUAAAUGAAUGAUAAAAAUGAACAAUCAGUUCCAAUUGUGUUCUGUAAGAACUAAAAUGAUAAAUCAAUUAGUUGACCAAUUAUUUUUUCAUUGAUUAACGUGAAUCAACGAUGGAUCUAAUGUGUUUUCAAACGAGAUCAAUUACUAAAAAAAAUACUAAACAAGUAAAUUAAUUAAGAAUAAAUAAUGUAGGUGAAUGAAAAUGAAAACUGAAGCGAAAUCGUUAUUUUGGGAUUUCGAUGAUGGAGAUAACGGUCCUAGGAAUUCAAUUAGACUCAUGCCAAAUAAAUCUAUCGUAAUUGAAAAAUCAUGAAUAAACUAAUGCAUUAAUUAAGAAACUACUGGAAUGCCGGAGUUUGAAUUGAGGGAUUGGGAUGGGGCUAAUUCGACACAAUGCGUACCUAAUGCUGUUUAACUUUUGAGAAUCUAUGGACUCGCCUACUUGAGACUCACUGCUACUACUACUAAUUAUAUAUACACAAUGGAGAUAUAUAUUAGAGAUAAAAUACAUUGUUUCGGCAUAAUGUAAUACUGUUG